Molecule: messenger RNA, 1389 nt
Organism: Didymosphaeria variabile
Lineage: Eukaryota; Fungi; Ascomycota; Dothideomycetes; Pleosporales; Didymosphaeriaceae
Exons: 2
Coding region: 1-1389 (462 amino acids)
Source: RefSeq, a predicted model, not a curated record
AUGAACGUGGCACGCUGCAUUGAGCUACACAACAAGAUUGUCCGCCUAGGGUGGGAAGCGAUGAAUCAAGACCCUCAAGAUUUCCAUCCCCAAACUUGGUUCGAGCACCAUGGACAAGCAGCACAAAACGCACGCCGGAAACUGUCGUCUGACCUUGUCGCGUUUCUACAAGGCGCGUACGAGAUUCCAGAAUCAAAACAGCAGUACGGCGUGCAAAACUUUCACUAUUACGCGACCGCGCUUAUGUACCCUGGGGACGACAUGUUUGCGCUCCUUGAUGGGCUCUGCUCGCCAAGUUGGGUGAAUCAGUAUGAGCAGCAUCAUGGGAAUCUGGACGGUGGAGGCUUGGGGAGAUAUGUCAGGCUUUAUUGGGCGAAUAAUCUUGCUUCUCAUCCAGAAGGACUCAUUUUCGACCAAGAAAAGAACAUGGCCAUUAUGAGCAUGAGUAUUCAUGACAGCGAUGGACUCUGUGACUCGGGUCGCGUCAAGUGGCAUCCACUCGAAGACAUAUUGGCAGCGUGGCUCGACAUGAUACGAACAGGAAAAGUGAAAGCCGUGGGUCCUGACACAGAAUACAGACCCUGGGAGUUAGUGCCAUAUACGGAUUACCAAGUGAACGAAGCAGUCGAGGUCUUCGACAAGCUGGUAGCCGCUAUCGAGGCGGCCAUGCCCGCAAAAGAGCCUAAAGAAAGUAAUGCAUCAGCCAGUCUGAUGAAUAAAGAAGCCCUCGACACCGCGCAUAUACCUCCCGGAUUCGCAUACGACUUUCUCACACGCGCUCGUCGUCCGAGUUUCCGCUUCAUUGCUCCCGGUCUGUCCCUUCCGACAGCAAGCACCAUCGCCGAUCAGCCCUUUUUCGGAGUUCUCGAUACCGUCCCAGAGGACCAUCGUCAUUGGUUUCGUUCAUCACCUCUCUUGCUUUUCCGCUCUUCCCUGAUGUACAACCGUCCUUCGCCCCAUCCUAAUAUAUACGCUUACGACGUAUUCGGUUAUCCUUUCAACCUCCCAACAUACCCUGCAGGUUUAUACUUCCACGCAUCUGACCAAGGGAACAACCAACACAGCGAUGCGGUCUCCCUCGUUCUUCCUUUCGCCAUCGGUGGCAAUGGAUGGGCGCGAAAAGGUGAUGGCACAUUGUUCGGUGAGAAUGUACAUGAUGAGCUGGCGAAAUCAAAGGACGAAUAUGAUGAGCUGUACCAAACGGGACGGCAGCCGUUUAUCAAGAGCCACCCCGUCAGACUGGUACAGGUGCUUAGGAGUUGGGUCGCAAUGGUGGAGAGAGGGGAUUGGAAAGUGGGCGCGGAUGGUGUAUCGAAUGGGAUGAACGAGUGGAAGAAGGCAGAUAGCCGGGGUGGGUGGGAAAAGUACUUCAUUACUCCUGAGUGGUGA